Molecule: messenger RNA, 516 nt
Organism: Rosa rugosa (rugosa rose)
Lineage: Eukaryota; Viridiplantae; Streptophyta; Magnoliopsida; Rosales; Rosaceae
Exons: 2
Coding region: 1-516 (171 amino acids)
Source: RefSeq, a predicted model, not a curated record
AUGAGGAAGACAGUCUUCUGGCCAAUGAUAGAUCCAUUCUAUCGUGGAAAGAUCACAAAACAACAGUUGAUAAAGAAUGAGGUGGAUCUGGAAACCAUUAUGAAUUGUUUUGACACAAGCAAGAAGAAGUUCGUAUUUGGAGAAAUGGAAAUGAGUAUUACAGAAGAUGAUGUGAAGGAAAUAUUUGAUCUCCCUACUGAGGGAGAAGAACUAAAAUUCAACAAGAAGCUGGAAAAAAAAGAUGAGAAGGUCACUCGACUCUUGAAAACUGUGAACCAGGAUUAUGCGCUUAAAGUAGAAGUACAAAGAGCAUUGACAGAAGAGCUGGCCAAGGAGAAAGAGAAAAAUAAAAAAGAUGGAGCUGGAAAGAUUCAACAUAAGUUCGAAGGGCAAAAGAAAGAAGAGGAAGAAAGAGUAUAUAAUGAGGAAGCAAAAGAGAAAGAAGAGGAAGAAACAAGCAAUAGUGGAGACAAUGGAAAAGGAAACAAGAAGCUUAAAAACAAGAAAUUGAUAUAG